Messenger RNA from Puccinia triticina, 249 nucleotides. RefSeq lists its product as uncharacterized. The coding region runs from base 1 to 249 and encodes 82 amino acids. The transcript is spliced from 2 exons. The record is from RefSeq and is a predicted model, not a curated record. NCBI's taxonomy places the organism in Eukaryota, Fungi, Basidiomycota, Pucciniomycetes, Pucciniales, Pucciniaceae.
AUGCCCAGGACGCGCGCCCAAUUGCAAAAAGCACCAGAAAGGCCCCUCAAGCGCAAGAAGCAGGUUGAAGCUAUCUCUGACGAUGAUUCCGAGCCCAAUGAUCCGCCAAUCAAUCAAGGACAAGAAGAAGAGGAUGAGUUGGAUGAUUCUGGAUCCAAAACCGACGACCAAGACGAUAUCCAGGUGACCAGUCAACCGAAUGAAAAAGAAAACCCGAAAAACAACCAGCAAGAUUUGGAAUCACUUUAA